UUACCUCUGAACCUGUUGUAUGAGGGACCUUGUCAAUUAAUAUGGUUUCCAAUGCAGGGUGACCUGGACCCCCUGGCCUCAGUGAGGACACUGACCCUCCUCAGCUUGUUAAGGAAUCCAGUAACCAACAAGAAGCAUUACAGGCUCUAUGUCAUCAACAAAAUCCCACAGAUCCGUGUGCUAGACUUCCAGAAGGUAAAGCUAAAGGAACGUCAGGAGGCAGAGAAAAUGUUCAAGGGCAAACGAGGUGCUCAACUUGCAAAGGAUAUUGCCAAGCGAACCAAAACGUUCACUCCUGGAGGGGCCGCACAGCCGGAGAAGAAGAGGAGCGGGCCGUCUCAGGCUGACGUGGAAGCCAUCAAGAAUGCCAUCGCUAAUGCGUCCUCAUUGGCUGAGGUGGAGAGGCUGAAAGGGAUGCUGCAGGCCGGUCAGAUACCAGGACGAGAUCCCAGACAAGCUGGGACGGUGGAGGAGGAGGAGGAGGAGGAGCAAGAACAAGAACAACAAGAAGAAGAAGAACAAGAACAAGAGGGUGAAACGGCACAGAUGGAGUCACACAUGGGAGGAGGUUCUGGAGAAGAGAUCAAUGACGGCGAGGACGAGGAGGACAUGGAGGAAGAGCCUCAGGUUAAUGGCUCCUGAGCACGUUUUUUUGUUUUUGUUUUUUGUAGAUUUUCACGAGUUGGACAUGCAUCACUGCAGUUUUAUUAUACAGACAUAUUAAACUGAUUGCUUGUAUUGAUGUGUGGAACCAUUUUCUUUAAGCAGUUAGCUGACAAACACCAUUUAAUGCAUAUUGAGCCCUUUUAAAGAGGACAUGUUCUGAUAAUUUUCAGGUUUCAUAAUUGUGUAUUUUGCCUCUACUGUGACAUGCUUUGAUGGUCAACACAAAAGACAAAACUAAGCAAAAGUGGCGAUGUUGAAUCUAAAUGAUAAAUGCAUGGAAAAGCAUAUAAACAAACAAGAUCUAAUGCAUGCAACUAAAACCAAAAUUGUACUUCUACAUUUAUUAAAGGGCCACAGCCGCACAUAAAUGUU
Messenger RNA from Notothenia coriiceps (black rockcod), 1038 nucleotides. Its product is annotated as U2 small nuclear ribonucleoprotein A'. The record is from RefSeq and is a predicted model, not a curated record. The coding region runs from base 52 to 642 and encodes 196 amino acids. Gene Ontology annotation, biological process: mRNA splicing, via spliceosome. Gene Ontology annotation, cellular component: U2 snRNP. Lineage: Eukaryota; Metazoa; Chordata; Actinopteri; Perciformes; Nototheniidae. Gene Ontology annotation, molecular function: U2 snRNA binding. The transcript has 6 exons.